AUGAAAGAUGAUCAAAAUCUUAUUAAUAAAGGAUAUAAAAUUUAUUAUUGUGAUACUGAUAGUAUUGUUAUUGAUAAACCUUUAGAUAAGAAUUUCGUUGGAGAAGGUAUUGGACAGUUUAAAUUUAUUGCUAAAAUUAAAAGAGGUUACUUUAUUAGUAAUAAAUUAUAUUUUAUGAUUGAUCAAUUUAAUAAUAUUAUUUCUGGAUCUAAAGGAAUUAAUUCUCCUCUAAAUGAAAAUGAUUUUAUUAAUUUAUUAAAUAAUGUUUCUAUUAAUUCUAAAACUAAAUUAUCUAUUAAAAAUGUUGAUGAAGGUUAUGUUAUUAUUACUGAUAGAGAUAUUAAAUUAAAUUAUAAUUCUUUUAAAAAAAGAAUGAAAAUUUAUGAUGAAAAUGGACGCUGA
Molecule: messenger RNA, 402 nt
Organism: Saccharomycopsis crataegensis
Lineage: Eukaryota; Fungi; Ascomycota; Saccharomycetes; Ascoideales; Saccharomycopsidaceae
Source: RefSeq, a predicted model, not a curated record